GCCGAUUCCAGUUCCAGAUAUACACCUACUGUGUAAAUUCUACUCAGAUGCUACUUUAGACUGAGGGAGGAUUACUGCGUAGUGGAGGCAAGUUCCUGUUUUGCAGAAAAUGUGCUCCUUCACUUUCAGGUUGGUGGAUGGUGGUCUCAUGUUUCUGCUCCUCAGUUUGACUAGGAUUUCUGCCCAGAGAGAAAUGUCCUUAAACCCCACUACAAUAGGUCAUUACACAGAGUCCCCAUGUAAACUAUUUGGCAGGUAUGAAACUACUGUGACAGAGGGGGAGGCCCUUCGUUUGCCAGCCUACUAUGACCUGAGUCAGUUGGUUUGGGCCAGCGUGACUGAGUUUACCUGGUACAGAAACAGAACCCAAGAGCUCCCGUCCUCUGAGGAAGAGCGUGUGCAUCAUCAUGGACCAGUGCUCUUCUUCCUCCCCCUUUUAAUCAACGACUCUGAUCAGUACUACACCUACUGGAGAAAGGCCGCAGACACCUGCCAUAUUUUUGUGACAGAGGUGAUUGUGGUCAAAGCCCAACCGUUCGAUCAUUCAGUCCUGUUUAACGAUAUCUCAGAGUCCGCAUACAACAUCGCUAUCCCAUGUCCUGAGCCCGUGGAAAAACUGUGCCAAGAUGGAAAAGAAAACUUAGCCUGGUAUAAGAAUUUCAGUCCCAUUCCAAACAAGUCUGAGAGAAAUCUGUGGGUGUACGGCGCCUCCAAAGCAGACGAGGGCAUCUAUACGUGUGUGUGCACGUGGGAGCACAAUGGGACGGUUCUCAACACUUCUGCAUCCAGGAGACUAAAGAUCCGAGCUCCCUCUGCCUCACAUCCUCCUCAGAUCAACCUGCCUAGAAACGGAAGCACAGAGACCACUGACCUGUGUAGGGAUCACACCUGGAUCAAAUUCUUCAUAGACACCACUAAGAAGUUGAGGUGUGAAGUGUUUUGUGGGCAGAACAUUGAAGACAACUGUCACGUGUGGUGGGAGAUGAAUGGAGUGAAAGUGCGCUCGCAGCAGCAAGGCUACUCAGUGAACACCACCAGCGAGGUGGAGGUAUCUUCCAUGCGGAGUAUCUUUACGGCUAUCCUGACCAUAAAAACAGUGACUAUGAAGGACCUCCAGUCAAAGUUCACGUGUGUUGCAAUGAACGAACAGCAAUGGAUUUAUGCAGUGGUUACUCUCAAGCUAAGAGGGUUUAUGUUUAUGUGUCUAUGUGUGGUGCUAGUCUUUUUCUUCUUGCUAGCUGCUGUGGCCGUCAAAGUGUUUGACAUCGAUCUGGCGCUCUUCUUCCGUGGAGUUUUCAAAUGCUAUGGUCGAUCUGAGGAUGGGAAGGUCUAUGAUGCUUACGUUGUCUACCAAAUGUAUGGUGUAAACAAAGACAUGGAGGAGAAAGUGUAUCACUUUGUGAGCAGCGUUCUGCCCACUGUCCUGGAGCAGAAGUGUGGCUUUAGACUCUUCAUCCAUGGCAGAGACGACUUACCUGGAGAAGACCGCAUGGAGUUGGUGGAGGCCUGUAUGCAGCUGAGCAGGAAGCUGAUUGUCAUCCUGACCCCCAGCUCAAGCACAUGGUCAGCCUCAGGAGGUCAAGGGUCAUGGGGAUGCUCGUCUUCGUUGACCACAGCAGAUGACUAUGACUGUCAGGUGGGGCUCUACCAGGUUCUGGUCCACAGUGAGAUGAGCGUCAUCCUCAUCCAGCUGGGGGACAUGGGGGAGGGUGGCUACACACACCUGCCCCCCGGCCUGCAGCACCUGGUGCGCAAGAGUGUCCCCUUAAUGUGGCAGGAGGGAAGGCGUGGGUCGAUGCUGCCCAACUCAAGCUUCUGGAAGAGGGUGCAUUACAUGAUGCCUUGGCCGCGCCACUCGACUAGUUAUAACAACCAGUUAAUGACUGUUCUAUGUGAACCAUCAGAAGGUCUAAGGGCUUGAAGUGCGGUUGGAGGUCUGGGAGUCUGUUAUAGAAGAGAACACCCCCAGGUUCUCUGAUAAUCCUUGUUCCAGUCAUAGAAAUAUCAUUAAUUAUUCCAGUGCUGUGCGUUUAACCUCUAAUUCCUCCCAAACCCGGAUCUUUGAGCACCCCCAUCAGUAAAAAGCUGACUAGCAUAGCCUAGCAUAGGGUCACAAGUAAAUACUAGCAUCUAAAUAUCAUUAAAUCACAAGUCCAAGACACCAGAUGAAAGAUACACAUCUUGUGAAUCCAGCCAUCAUUUCUGAUUUUUAAAAUGUUUUACAGGGAAGACACAAUAUGUAAAUCUAUUAGCUAACCACGUUAGCAAAAGACACCACUUUUUUUACUCCACCAUUUUUUUACUGCAUCAGUAGCUAUCACAAAUUCGAACAAAUAAAGCUAUAAAUAGCCACUAACCAAGAAACAACUUCAUCAGAUGACAGUCUGAUAACAUAUUUAUUGUAUAGCAUAUGUUUUGUUAGAAAAAUGUGCAUAUUUCGGGUAUAAAUCAUAGUUUACCAUUGCAGCCACCAUCACAACUCUCACCAAAGCGACUAGAAUAACUACAGAGAGCAACGUGAAUUACCUAAAUACUCAUCAUAAAACAUUUCUGAAAAAUACACAGCGUACAGCAAAUGAAAGACAAAGAUCUUGUGAAUCCAGCCAAUAUUUCAGAUUUUUUAAGUGUUUUACAGCGAAAACACAAUAUAGCAUUAUAUUAAUUUACCACAAUAGCCAGAAACACAACACCAUUUACCAGCAGCAAAGGUUAGCGAUCGUAACAAGCAAGCAAAAGAUAUAUAAUUUGACUAACCUUCAUAAACUUCUUCAGAUGACAGUCCUGUAACAUCAUAUUACACAAUGCAUAUAGGGUUUGUUCGUAAAUGUGCAUAUGUAGCGGCACAAAUCGUGGUUAUACAAUAUGAGUAGUGGCCAAAACUUCAAGCAAUCUGUCCGGCGCCAUCUUGGAGAGGCACCUAAUCUAAUCGAAAACUAUUCAUAAACUUGACAAAAAAAUACAGGUUGGACAGCAAAUGAAAAAUACAUUAGUUCUUAAUGCAACCGCUUUGUUAGAUUUUUAAAAUUAACGUUACUGCGCAAUACAGCGUGCGCUAAAGCGAGACUGCACCGAAAUUCAUGGCGCAAUUAUUGUUUGACAUUUGUCUACAUAAAUACGAAUUAACAGCAUAAAGACUUCUUACUAUUUGACGAGCUUCCAUCAGAAUCUUGGGCAAGGUGUCCUUUCUCCAGAACAAUCGUCUUUUGGUUGAAAGAUGUCCUCUUCUCCUGUAGAAAUAGCAGCUAACGCUAGCUAUGUGCAGGAGAGGUGUCCAACUCGUGAAAGCGCGUGACAAAGAAUUCCAGAAAAUCGCAAUAAACUGAUAUAAACUGCUAUAAGUCGGUUUAAAUUAACUACCUUAUGAUGUCUUUAACACCUAUAAUGAAUAAAAACAUGACCGGAUAUAUCUAAAGGCCUAUAACCGGAGCGUUCUAGAGCCACAGCCAGAGUUCCUUCCUGCGUCAGAGCAAAGUGAAAAAUGUCCGGACACUUUGUUCUGAGGUCUUUUAUAAGCUCUCAGUUCUGCCUAGCAACCCCAUUUCAACUCUCACUAUUCGCUGACACCCAGGGGAAGAUGUAUGCAGUGCAUCUCAACCAAUAGAAGACAGGCAGAUUUAUAAACAGAUCUCAGAACAGCAAGAAGAUUUCUGCAUUCUCACAUCCUCAUAGGAAAAAUGCUCUAACUCGAGUUCUGUUUCACUCACAGACAUAAUUCAAACGGUUUUAGAAACUAGAGAGUGUUUUCUAUCCAAUAGUAAUAAUAAUAUGCAUAUUGUACAAGCAAGAAUUGAGUACGAGGCAGUUCAAUUUGGGAACGAAAUUAUUACAAAGUGCAAAUAGCACCCCCUAUUGAGAAGAAGAUUUAUUAACCACAAUAUUUGUUGUAUUAUUUGUUCUGUCUUUUCAGGUGGAUUAAACUGAAAUUGCAACCAACUUUCUAAGGCUGGUUUAAAAAAUGACGAUAUUUUGGAGAUUAUUUCCUCUCUGUCUGUUUAUCACAUCUCUGUUUGUGAUUCAAUACGUAAUAUAGUACACUUAUCAUAAUUUGGUUUUAAUCCAGAGAGGAUAGCAAAGGUAUCUAGAUCCUCUGAGGCCGUGGAGAGAUUCUAAUUGUGGUUUUAAAAGAAAACAUUAAUCAUCAGCGUACAAUGACGCCUUAGUUUUUAAGCCGCGGAUUUCUAAUCCCUUAAUAUUAUUGUUUGAUCUAAUUUUAACAGCUAACAUUUCGAUGGCAAUAAUAAAUAGAUAUGCCGAUAGUGGACAACCUUGUUUUACUCCUCUAAAUAGUUCAAAACUUUCUGAGAUGUAGCCAUUAUUUACUAUAUUACACCUAGGGUUACAAUACAUAACUUUAACCCAUUUUAUAAGAGGUUCCCCAAAAUUGAAAUAUUGUAGGUAUUUCUAUAUAAACUCCAGUCAUACUUUAUCAAAAGCCUUUUCAAAAUCAGCUAUGAAAACCAGGCCUGGUGUCCCCUAUAUUUCAUAGUAUUCUAUUGUUUCCAGUACUUGUCUUAUAUUAUCUCCAAUGUAUCGUCCAUGUAAAAAAAACUGUCUGAUUAGGAUGAAUAAUAUCUGACAAUACUUUUUUAAUUCUAUGCGCCAAGCAUUUUGCUAGGAUUUUUGCUUCACAACACUGAAUUGUAAGAGGUCUCCAAUUUUUUUAAUUGACGAGAUCUUUAUAUAUACCACUUGGGUCCUGUUUCAGAAAUAAUGAUAUCAGACCUUCUUGUUGCGUGUCUGAUAAUCUACCAUUUUAUAUAGGAGUGGUUAAAACAUGCUAAUAAUGGUCCUCUGAGUAUAUCAAAAAAAAGUUGUGUAUACUUCCACUGGUAUGCCAUCUAGCCCUGGAGUUUUCCCAGCCUUAAAGGCUUUAAAUGCAUCAAGAAGUUCCUCCUCUGUAAUUUGGCCUUCACAUGAGUCUUUUUGUACAUGUGUUAAUUGUUAAUUUGACAUUAUUAUUAAGUAAAAAAUCCAUACAAUUAGUUUCAGUUAGUGGAGAUGGAGGAGACUGAAAUGAAAACAUAUCUUUAAAGUACUCCUCUUUCAAAAUAUCAUUUGGUGAAUCAUGCAUGACUCCAUCAUUUGUUACACGUUUAAACAAAAACAAAUUGGUAGCAUUUCUAUAUUCAAGAUUGAAAAAGAAUUUGGUGCGUUUUUCCCCAUAUUCCAUUCAGUUCGCUUUAUUUUUAUAAUAUAUUACACUGGAUCUUUCUUGAAUAAGUUCCUCAAUUUCUUUUUCCUCUAACUUAUUCUGUGCCUCUAUGGUACCGUUUUUAUUGCUAUCUAACUGUACUGUUGUCCUUCGAUUUCCUUUGUUAAUAUGGACUCUGUUGAUCUUUUGGAAAUUCUGUAAGAGUAAUAUAUAUGCCAAUUAUGUGAUGAUCCGACCGCAUUCUGUCCCUUAUCAACACUUUUUAAACUUUUGGUGCCAGAGAGGUCAGGGUAUUUAAGUCUCCAAAUAUCCACUAAUUCCAAUAUAUCCAUGACAUUCAUGAUUUUCUUAAGUGCCUGAGGGUGAUAGUUUGUUGUGUGAUUGAAUUUUUGGUCCAUAGAGGUAUUUAAGACUGUAUUAAAAUCUCCCACCAUAAUAAUAGAGUCUAGUGUUGCUUGUAGAGUUGAUCAAUUCUUAUAGACAUUUUCAAAGAAGCUUGGAUCAUCAUUAUUUGGGCCCUAUAGGUUAAUAAGCCUUAUCUGUUAAUUGUCCAAUAACAUAUUUAAAAUAAUCCAUAUACCUUGAUGAUCUGUUUGGACAAUUUGCACAUUUGGAUCAAAAUUACUGUUAAUUAAAACCAUCACUCCUUUUGAA
Molecule: messenger RNA, 5806 nt
Organism: Salvelinus fontinalis (brook trout)
Lineage: Eukaryota; Metazoa; Chordata; Actinopteri; Salmoniformes; Salmonidae
Product: interleukin-1 receptor-like 1
Exons: 11
Coding region: 110-1921 (603 amino acids)
Biological process (GO): signal transduction
Molecular function (GO): interleukin-1 receptor activity
Source: RefSeq, a predicted model, not a curated record